Messenger RNA from Cebus imitator (Panamanian white-faced capuchin), 1744 nucleotides. RefSeq names its product ER membrane protein complex subunit 2 (gene EMC2). NCBI's taxonomy places the organism in Eukaryota, Metazoa, Chordata, Mammalia, Primates, Cebidae. Gene Ontology annotation, molecular function: protein binding. Gene Ontology annotation, cellular component: EMC complex. The transcript has 12 exons. Gene Ontology annotation, biological process: protein folding in endoplasmic reticulum. The record is from RefSeq and is a predicted model, not a curated record. Bases 175 to 1041 code for a protein of 288 amino acids.
CCGCCCUCUCACCCCGCUGCCUCUAGGUUCUGGGAAGAUGGCGAAGGUCUCAGAGCUUUACGAUGUCACUUGGGAAGUAUUUGGAGUCCUAAACCCAAGGGCCAAGCAGAUGAGGAAAAUACAUGAUUUGAGUGAAAGACAAUAGUGGCCUACCAGUGCCUAUGAAGAACUGAAAUGCGAGAUAAAAUGAGAAAAUGGAGAGAAGAAAACUCACGAAAUAGUGAGCAAAUUGUGGAAGUUGGAGAAGAAUUAAUUAAUGAAUAUGCUUCUAAGCUUGGAGAUGAUAUUUGGAUCAUAUAUGAACAGGUGAUGAUUGCUGCACUAGACUAUGGUCGGGAUGACUUGGCAUUGCUCUUAUUUUUUCAGUUUUGUCUUCAAGAGCUAAGAAGACAGUUCCCUGGCAGUCACAGAGUCAAGCGAUUAACAGGCAUGAGAUUUGAAGCCAUGGAAAGAUAUGAUGAUGCUAUACAGCUGUAUGAUAGGAUUUUACAAGAAGAUCCAACUAACACUGCUGCAAGAAAGCGUAAGAUUGCCAUUCGAAAAGCCCAGGGGAAAAAUGUGGAGGCCAUUCGGGAACUGAAUGAGUAUCUGGAACAAUUUGUUGGAGACCAAGAAGCCUGGCAUGAACUUGCAGAACUUUAUAUCAAUGAACAUGACUAUGCAAAAGCAGCCUUUUGUUUAGAGGAACUAAUGAUGACUAAUCCACACAACCACUUAUACUGUCAGCAGUAUGCUGAAGUUAAAUAUACCCAAGGUGGACUUGAAAACCUCGAACUUUCAAGAAAGUAUUUUGCACAGGCAUUGAAACUGAACAACAGAAAUAUGAGAGCUUUGUUUGGGCUUUAUAUGUCGGCAAGUCAUAUUGCUUCUAAUCCAAAAGCAAGUGCAAAAACGAAAAAGGACAACAUGAAAUAUGCUAGUUGGGCAGCUAGUCAAAUAAACAGAGCUUAUCAGUUUGCAGGUCGAAGUAAGAAGGAAACCAAAUAUUCUCUUAAGGCAGUCGAAGAUAUGUUGGAAACAUUACAGAUCACCCAGUCUUAAGGUUUCAAAAACUCUGACAUUAGAUUUCAAAACUGCACAAUUGAACUUAUUGGCCUGUAACUUACUUACUAAAUGCCCAGUGCUAUUUAUAUACUACAGUAAUUUUCUGUUAAGAAGGCAGUUGUAAAGAAUGUGUUUAUAUAAACCUAAAAAUGCCUUUUACUGCUAAGUGGGAAGAUGGGGGAAAUCCAUGGAAUAGAGAUUUAAGACUUACUGAUUGUACAUCAGUCUCUUCAUAUCACACAAACACAUAUACACACACACACACACAUACAUAUAAACCUAAUGUAGAAUAACCUUGUUAAAUAAACCGUGAUGAUUUAUUAAACUUGUGUAUGAAGAUUCUCACUUCAUUUUGUUAUAAUAAAUAUAUUGUUUAAGAACUCAGUUUCUAGUUAACUCCUUACUGGUAUAGGAAACAGACAGCGUAUGUAGCUGACAGAAGCAGAUUAUUUUGACUUUGUUUAUAUUGUUGAGUUGGAUUUUGCUGUACAUUUGAGUAGGCUAUUUGAAUUAUUUUCUCUGCUAUAAUGAAUAGUUUCUGAUGAAUCUUCUGAUGAAUCUUGCUUAAAAUAUGUCAUUCUCCAAAGUUCAGCAAUAUUUCUUUGUAAAAUUUUUGUUUUAAUGUAGGACAUAAUUGAGAUUUUUACCUAUAAAAUGCCUUAAGGUAAAUAUGUGUUAUGAAACCUAAAUUUAACUUUUA